AUGGCGCGGUGGCGGGUUCCACUGACGUUGUUUUAUGUCGGUGUUACGUUCGGCGGCUGUCUGACGAGUGCCCGCGCCAUCCAUGCGAGCGCCGGUGAUGACGGACGAUGUCGUGGUGUGGUUCGGACCGACAUUGACACGUGCUUUCCCGACGGGGGGUGUUGUCCGAGGCCUGUGCUUCUGAAGGAGGACGUCGUGGUAGGCGAUUGGUACGGCCGCAUCGGGAACAAUCUGAUCCAGGUCGCCCACGCGAUAUUCGUGGCGAAGCUGUCCGGAAAGCGGAGCGUCACCCUGCCCAGUUCGGACGUCGACCAUUUCGGGGUCCCGACGCCGAUAGGGCAGAUGUUCAAGUUCCCGCAGCGCCUCGACAUCGAGCUCGACGAGGAGUUCAAGAGCAGGGCCAGCUGCUCGGAGAGCACGGGCUUUUACUACCUCCUGGCGUGUCGGGGCGUGGUGCGGGCAGACUACACGAGCGUGCUGCGGGCCUACGUGCUGCCGCACCUGGCCCCCGAGGCCCGCGGCGCGUGCGAGCGCGAGGCGUCGAACACGAAGCACGAGCUCGUGAUUCAUCUCCGGUCUGGCGACGCGAUGUUUCGCGACCCGCCGCAUCCUCAAAAGUCAAGGUUCGCGCCGUGCGCGUUCUUUGAGGCCGUGGCCGACGAAGCCGAGGUGAGCUUCGAGGGCGUCCGCGUCAUCACGGAGCCGGACCAGAAGCAUCCGUGCCUGGGCUUCUUCAGGGAGAAGAACUGGAAUUUCACGGUGCAGUCGGAGUCUUUGGUAGCAGAUGGGUGUGCGUUCAUGCACGCGGACCACCUGGCCGUUGGUGCCAAAUCCACGUUCAGCGACGCCCUGUCCAUGUUCAACCCGAAUCCCGUGACGCUGUACGAUCCGUUCAAUUGCCACAAGAAGAAAGGGGGGCAGCAGUGCUCCAAAAGUGGGGCAAGCUCGAUUGUGACAAGGGUUGACUACUGCGUUGACCAGAUCGAGAAGGUUCGGAUGCAAGUGGACAGGACAAAAUGGAUGCUGGAGUAUCCGAGAGAUCAUGUGUUGAGGGACAAGGUGGUGUGCAUCUGA
This is a messenger RNA of Prorocentrum cordatum, 1074 nucleotides long. The record is from the annotation of a GenBank genome assembly. NCBI's taxonomy places the organism in Eukaryota, Dinophyceae, Prorocentrales, Prorocentraceae.